ACAUGGCGUCCAGCUCAGGGUCCAUUGCUUUGGCUGAGAAGCUGCAGGGUCUGAAUGGGCUAUUUGCGAUCCACAAAAAGAAAGGCCCCACUUCAGCAGACGUGCUGAAUCUCCUGAAAACUAAGCUUUUAAAAGAGGCUGGCAUCAAGCAACAUCCAAUGAAAAGAAAGAAACAGGUUCUGAAGUUGGGACAUGGAGGAACCCUGGACAGUGCAGCAUCAGGAGUGCUUGUGGUUGGCAUUGGCAAAGGGACCAAAAUGCUUGGUGGAAUGUUGUCCUGCUCCAAGAAAUAUACAACAAUUGGGGAAUUUGGAAAAGCCACAGACACAUUCGAUGCUCUCGGGACCGUGACAGAAGUACAGUCAUACGAUCACAUAACGAAGGAUGACCUGGAAAGUACUCUGAAGAAAUUUACAGGAAACAUUAUGCAGACUCCUCCAAUAUAUUCUGCUUUGAAGCAAAAUGGGCAACGACUUUCCUGUUUAGUAAAGAAGGGAGAAGCUGUGGAAGCUAAACCUGCCAGACCUGUUGUGGUUUUUAGUCUUUCUGUACAGGAUUACAAUCCUCCUCUCUUUACUCUGAAUGUUGAAUGUGGUGGUGGGUUUUAUGUCCGCAGUUUGGUUAAUGACCUUGGCAAAGAACUUUCUUCAUGUGCCCAUGUAAAGGAGUUGAUCAGAACCAAACAGGGUCCUUUUACUUUGGAUGAACAUGCACUUCAAGAGGAGAAAUGGACAAUCAGUGAAAUAGUAAAAGCUGUAGAGUCUUGUGUCCAAAUAGUUCCAUCUGAAGCAGCAUUAAAGAAAUUGAAGAUAAACUGUCAGGACGACACUGAACAAGUGAAAGAAGCUACUUGAUAUUGAGAUACGUUUCUUGUUGAAAAAACAAAGUAAGGAAUACAAUGUAGUCUGAAUUAUUCUGCUGUACAGUUCACAUUCUUAGUUAUAAACCACUCUGAUUAAUAGCAAUUUUAAAAUAUUCUUUGAAAAUGCCAAGAAUGUUGACCCUUUGUGUUGCAUAAUUAGUCAAUCCAGUUUCGUGAGUCUGAACAAUAUUUGGAUGGUGGUUCUUAACGAGAGGGUCUGUUAACAUCCUGGAUACUUUGCUUUGUUGAAAUGUUCAAGUUACAUAAUUCUCCGUCUUAUGCAAGAUUUGAAUAACUCUUAAUAGUUAUUAAGUAAGA
Molecule: messenger RNA, 1180 nt
Organism: Rhincodon typus (whale shark)
Lineage: Eukaryota; Metazoa; Chordata; Chondrichthyes; Orectolobiformes; Rhincodontidae
Gene: trub1
Product: TruB pseudouridine (psi) synthase family member 1
Exons: 8
Coding region: 3-854 (283 amino acids)
Biological process (GO): tRNA modification; mRNA pseudouridine synthesis
Cellular component (GO): mitochondrion
Molecular function (GO): pseudouridine synthase activity; RNA binding
Source: RefSeq, a predicted model, not a curated record